Molecule: messenger RNA, 684 nt
Organism: Cherax quadricarinatus
Lineage: Eukaryota; Metazoa; Arthropoda; Malacostraca; Decapoda; Parastacidae
Product: C-type lectin domain family 4 member D
Source: RefSeq, a predicted model, not a curated record
GUGAUGGGGGUCCUGUGCCUCACAUCCGUGUUAAGACUUCGUCUGUGUCUGUAUAUCCCGUGGGCGGUUCUACAACGUCUACCUGUUGUGGGUGUGGUUACAGCCACCUUCUGUGGACGUGUGUUUGGAUUGGGUUGAGCUGCAUUCUGCGGGCGUGGCUUAGAACUGGUAGAGUUGGUGUGUGGCAGUGGUGGAGCUCAAGAUGAACCUGCUGUGUGUGUCCCUGCUGGUGAUAGUGGCAGUGAUGACUGGUGCCCUUGGCUGCCCUAGCGACUUCCUGGGGAUUAGCAGUUCGUGUGUGAAGGUGGUGAUCGCUGCCGGUAUUGGUGAGAGACCAGUGUCAUGGAAGGUGGCCAGGGAGGGAUGCAAGACACUCGGGACAGACCUGGCAGUCAUGAACGUAUCCAGCAAGGUUGAACAUCUCUCUGCACACAUUGACGAGGUGUUUCCUAAGUCUUCGUACUCGUUUUGGGUUGGAGGUCACAAGAUCAACGGUCAGUGGAAGUGGGUCACCGAUCAGACUAUCAACCUCAAGUCUAACCUGUGGGUGCCCAACAGUCCGAAGAAGGAUCACAGAAUUACCUUCGCUUUGCUAGUUCCGGACUCGGUACAUAGACGAUGGUACCUCAAUGAAAAUGGUGACUGGGCGUCUGGCUACAUCUGUGAGAUCUUCUGAGAGUGAGA